AUGGGAUCGUUCGACGGAUUAACUGAAAGUAAAUUUGUAGACGACAUGAGUCAUUUUGACACAAAACAAGACGAAAAUAACUCUAAAAAAUUCGAAAUUUCGUCUUUCGAAGGAAUCUCAACUUUUAGUGAGAAUAUGAAGCUCAGUGAUAGAGUUGAAGAUAACGAUAAUAAGAUGGUAGGGGGAAUAAGCGGUGAACCCCUCAAAAUAAAACCAACUGUAGAAGAUUAUCAAUUUGAUGAUAGAGAAAAUUGUAAUUGGUCAUUAGAGGUCAGAACCAGCAUUAACACAACAAGAACACAAGAAGAAGGCAAUGGUAUUGGAAACGGAGGCGAAGAUUGUGAAACGGUCAAGGGAAUUUCAGAUAGUCCCGAUCUGAUGAAUUUAACACCUGAUCCGGAAAAAAUAUGUUCUGAUUUUAAAAAUUCGACACCAGAAGAGGAGAGAUCUGAAAAUGUAUCAGAACCAGAAAUUAAAAAAUCAAAUGUUCCAGAAAAUUCAGAGCAAGAAUUAUCCAAUCCAGAACCAGAAAGUAUCAUUGAAUGUGAAAGUAGUGAAAAUUUAGAAAAAAAGAUGAUAAAAUCAAAAAAUCAGUACGAACAGGAAGAUGAUGAAAAUGAAGAAAUCCAAGAGGAAUCCAAAGUAUGCAGUUCAAAUGGAAAUUGGGGAAAUGUAGAUGAAGAAAAUUUUGACAACGAAGAAAUAUUCAGUUUACAAGAUGAACAACCUUUAACAUCCAAUAAUAGAAGUAUGUUUGAAAGCAAAGAAUUCAAAGUGAUUGAAGUCACAGAAAAAACUACACCUACAAGCCAAUUGGAUGAAAAGAACGGUUCAAAAGCCACAGGGGAACCAGAAGUGAUUGUUUCAAGUCCAGCAGUAACAUACCAUAGCCCUGAAAAUGAAUUUUCAAGUCCAGUAGAUGAAGAUUACGAGAAGAUUAGCUCAUUUAACUCAUACCAAUACAACUCUUACGAGCCUGGAUUGGAAGUAACUGAGCAUGAAAUAGAUGUAAUGGCAUGUGAAGAUGAUCAGGACGAUGAGCUAAAAACAAUCAAAAAAAGGUCAAUGAACGAGAAUAUGGUGUGCUACAAGAAAGAAAACUCAAUCACCAUUAUUUCCAGGAAUGACUCGAUCAAUCGCCUGGACAAGGGUUGCAAGUCUGAAUGUAAAAAGGUAGAUAGGUGGGAGGAUAGUGAAAUUAAUUCCAGUACUACAAUUGAGAUUGAGGAGGGAGAAACAGAAACAAAGGCUACGAAAACAAGGAAGGCAAUUCAGAAGUUUAACACAUUCUUUUCAGCUGUGAAGUGGGCCUUUCUGAAAAGUUCUUUGUUGUUUCUGGUUUUCUUCUGGCUCAUCUCGAUGAUAUAUGGGUCACUGAGUCUGAGUUCAAAUGACUGGCUGGUGAACACAGUUGCGUACAAAUGCGGUGAAAUCACAGGCCACAGUUACACGUUCUUGGGGCCUUAUGGACUCAGUAGAAAGGACAUUGCAUACCUGAAGGAUGGAGCUAAAUUAACACUCACGAGGGGUCUAAUUUAUUACAAUGAAAUUAUUAACAAGGGGUACAAGGACCCGGAAGAACAACCUCCAAAUCGAGAAGAUGGAGGGGAUCGAGGAAAAUGUUUAGUUGGUGAUGAAGGCAAACUUGAUGAUUCGGAGUGUGAACUUCCAGCUGAUUUAUCAAUGAGGCAUGAAGGUGGAAUGGAAUUAUCCUCAGAUGAGGAGAAGGCGAGGAGGAUAAUAAUGAGCACUAACGAGAAAAUUAACAUUUACUCCCAGUGCGGCCACGAGAGGAAAUUCAUCAAGAAGUCAUGCUGUUUCAGAGAUAUGUGCGCUGUAGGCAACUUAAAUGAGAGUGACACAAGCUACUUCAAGUCACUGUACGGACCAACGGUUUACGACAUCCAUUACAGCGAGUUUGAGAACUUUGACAAGGGUGGACAGGCAAUCUGGUACACGGGAAUAGUUUCACUGAUCUUUCUUUUCCUGGCCGUUGUAAUGGUCUCUGAAAGACUAAUGAACGACAAGGUCGAGCUCACAAUAAGACUCGCCAUGAGAAACAUGGCAAACAUCCUGUGGAUAAUCAGCGUUUUCCUCUCAGUCACUGCCUUCUUCCUCUGGCGGUAUUUCUCUGGCGGAUCAGUCUGCGUUGACGAGCUUGGAAAAUCUAGACCCUGCCAAUACUACUACGCAACCUACUUUUUCCUUAUACACAUCUUCUCAAGCUUACUUGGGCUAGUUUCUUACACUGCUAAUUGCAUCGCCGGAUCACGCAUAGUAAACACCAUUCGCAGAAUCUAA
Molecule: messenger RNA, 2301 nt
Organism: Theileria annulata
Lineage: Eukaryota; Apicomplexa; Aconoidasida; Piroplasmida; Theileriidae
Exons: 1
Coding region: 1-2301 (766 amino acids)
Source: RefSeq, a predicted model, not a curated record